Linum trigynum is the source of this 1132-nucleotide messenger RNA. The record is from the annotation of a GenBank genome assembly. Lineage: Eukaryota; Viridiplantae; Streptophyta; Magnoliopsida; Malpighiales; Linaceae.
UUUUAUUAUUAAAUUAAUUUAGUUCUAAAAAAAUUUCUCGCCCCCCUUACCGGAAUUUCUGGCUCCGUCCCUCAUACAAAUACAACUCUCCCCACGCGCCCUAAACCCUCUAACGAGUUUAUCAGUUAGAGAAUGAUUUCAUUAGGUCAGUCACGCACAACGCGUGCAUCGGCUCCGUUCGUCGCAUAUAUAUAUAUAUAUAUAUAUAUAUAGACAUCAUCAGAGGGAGACCCAAAAUUCCAAAUCUCCGCAAGACAUCAUCCCAGUAAAUUUAAACUCAUCAUCAACAAUGGCGUCAUCGACGGUGGCAGGACUUCCAAAGUACGUGACCCUCCGAUCAACCGCCAACGGGAAGUACAUGCACUACCUGUGGAACGACGAGUUCGGGGCCUACUACAAGGGAAUGGGCUGCAAGCGGCCCAUGGACCCGGUGAGCCCAUUCGUCAAGCUUGAGGUGGUCCCGUCCGUGACGGAUCCGGCCCACCUGGUCCACCUCCGCUGCGGCUACAACGACAAGUUCCUGCGGCUGGUGGAGAUGGACGGCGUCCAGUUCGUCUACGCCACCGCCGACGCGCCGGCGGAGGAUGCAGAUGGGGAGGAGUCGACGCUGUUCGACGUCGUUUUUCCCGAAGACGAGCCGGGGGCGGUGGGCCUGCUGCACGUGCGGACCCAGCGUCACGUGCGGACAUUUUUCAACGAGGGGUACAGCGACGAGAUAAACGGCGUCGCGUGUGCGUACUCUACGGAUGACGUGGGGAGCAUGGAGCGGUACACGUUCGCGCCGUGGGUGGCGUACGGCGGGGAGGCGUAGUUUCGCGGGGGGAGAAGAUGAUACGGUGUCGUGUUGGGGGUUGCGUGAUGAACAAGGAUCGUUGGUGUGCUUGAUUAUAGCUAUAGUACUAUACUUGGCCAAGUAUAUGGUCUUCUGUGUCUUUUUUUCCCUUCAAGUCCAUGAAUAAUGAUGUUCAGCUUUGAUCAUAUCGGGUCAUAAUAAUAAUAAUAAUAAUAAUAAAAUAAUAAUAAUAAUGAAUAAUGAAGCUUAUCGAUAUAUGUUUGGAGUCAUGGAAGGACGAUUAUAAAUUGUUCCGUGGAUUGGACCUUAAAACCAGUCUACUAAACCUUCAAUGUUGCG